AUGGCGACUCCGCGAGUUCUUCGUUUCGACGCUGACGGUAGACCCCUUGACUUUUCCGUCUGGCUUCUUCGCGCUCGUCGUCUGUUAGAGAGUCAGGUCCAGGGGGGCGAGACCCUCUGGUCACACGCUACUGGUGACCUCCCCGAGCCCCCCGAGCCUACCGCUUUAGGCCCUGCUCCUGACGACGCUGCUACGGCUCGCUUUGCCCGUCAGCGCGCUGACCGGACGGCUUGGACGUCGCGUGACGCUGCGGCCUGCAUCGCACUCAGCAGCCUCCUCCCUGAGUCCGAGGAGGUCCAGUUUACUCAGGUUCGCACCGCUGCUGCGUACCUCACUGCGAUUAAGGCCCGCUACUCUACUCCCGCUACUGUCUCUCUCGGCCGUCUUUUCCUCCCGUUCCUGUUUCCUGAUCUUGCCUCGUUUGAGCGCUCUGCUGACUUGAUCGCUCACCUCCGCUCGCUCGACGCUAGUUACCGCGCUGCUUGCACUGAGGCACAGCUUGCACUGCUUCCUCCCCCCAUGGCGAUUACUGUCUAUUUCAUCGCCACUAGCCUCCCUGACCGCCUUGCCUCCGUCCGUGACGCGCUUCUGCUGAAGCACCCUAGUGAGCUGACUAUCGAGGUCCUUGAGUCUGCACUCAAGGACGUCGAGAGCAACCUUCGUUCGGUAGCUGCCGCCUCUGGUACUGUGUCCCCCCCACUCUUCCACGGGUGCACAGUCCCGCAGUUACCCACCUUCACUGCCUCUCUUGCCACUGCCGCUACUGACGCGACUGCGGCUGCUGUUACGACUGCGUCGCGGUCCCGCGGCAGGGGGGGCAAGAAAGGUGGUUCCGGUGGAGGUGGAGGCGGAGGUAGCGGAGGUAGUGGGGGUGCUGUUGCGACUGGCGGUGGUGGGAGUGCAGCGUCUGGAGAGACCCCUCGUGCAGCGGCUGGUGACUCCACUGCACCUGCUGGUGGCGGCGACCCUCGAGCUCGUCAGUCGCCUCCUGUACUGCCGGCCCCGCUAGGUGGAGCAGCGGCGUGGUACCAGGCUCAGCGUCAGCAGCACCUUCAGCAGCAGCAGCAGCCCCUUUCCUCCCAGCAGCCUCAGCAGCAGCAGCGUCAGCAGCUGGCUCCGGGGUCGGGGCUGCGUCAGCCCCAGCGCGGUGCUGCUUACCCUCCCUGCCCCUACCAGGUUCAGACAGGUCCUCGUCGGGGCCACCCUUGUGGCCGCUUUCACCCCCCUGGUCAGUGCUUUGCUCAGCUCACUGACACGGUCCGGUUGACCUACGGGGUUGGCGGUCCUGCUCCUGACUGGCUUCCUCUGGUUCAGCGCUACGGCUCCGCUCUGUGGGGCAUGUCUGCUGAGCAGUUAGUUGAUCUGAUUAGUGCUCCUCAUGCUAUCACGUGGGUGUGUGGUUUGAGCCUUCUGGAGAGACUGCGGUGUGUGUUGACGGAGACUCUUACCAGCCUCUUGCUACCUUUACUGCUGAGCCGGGCUCGGGUCUCUACACUCUUCACACUGGCCCGCGUGCGCCGCAGCAAGCAGCCGCAGCAGCAGCAGCAGCCGCAGCAGCAGCAGCAGCAGCAGCACCAGCAGCAGCACCAGCGGCCGCACCAGCAGCCCCCCCUACUGCCACUGCCCCCGGUUCCCCCCCCCGUUCGGGUCCCCGCGUCUCACCAGGUUGCUACGUCCCCCCAGGUGUCUGUGUCGUGUCAGGUUCCUACGUCUGUUCCGGUCGCUGCGUCGUGCUCCUGCCGGUCGCUUGCCCACCCCACCGUUCUGUGGCACCACCGGAUGGGGCACCCGUCCCUUCCACGUCUACGCGCUAUGUCUAGUCAGCGUCUUGUCCUAGGCCUCCCACGUGUCUUGCCGUCGCUGCCGCCUUCGCCUGCGCCGCCGUGUCGUCCCUACGUCGAGGGUAGGCUGCGCGCCACCCCUCACUCCUCCUCCCUUCGUCCGGCCACCGAGCCUUUUGAGACGCUUCACUUGGACGUCUGGGGCCCAGCCCCUCGUCUAGGCCCUGAGCGUGAGCGUUACUUUCUGGUGGUAGUUGACGACUUCUCCCGCUACACCACAGUGUUCCCUUUGGCGAAGAAGUCUGAGGUGACUUCUACGCUGAUCAGGUGGUUGCUCACCACUGAGGACACUCGUGGUCGUCGUGUCAGUUGUCUCCACUCCGACCAUGGGGGUGAGUUUUGCUCCGGCAUUCUCGCUGGAUUCUGUCGCGAGCAGGGCAUUCGUCAGUCCUGGACGCUUCCAGAGUCCCCACAGCAUAAUGGGGUUGCUGAGCGCCGCAUAGGCCUGGUCAUGGAGAUCGCCCGCACCUCCCUGACUCACGCCUGUGCCCCCCAUUUUCUGUGGCCCUACGCGGUCAGGUACGCCGCGCACCAGCUGAACCUCUGGCCACGUGUCUCUCGACCAGAGGUUUCACCGACCAGUCUUUGGACAGGGUCCCCUGGUGUUGCGUCGCGGUUUCGUGUCUGGGGGUGCUUGGCUCUUGUCCGCGACACCUCCGCGGACAAGCUCUUGCCUCGUGGCGUCCCCUAUGUCUUCCUUGGUUUCCCUGAGGACUCCUCUGACUUCACCUUUUACCACCCUCCCUCUCACCGGUUCUUUGACUCCCGUGACGUCCGUUUCGAGGAGUCCACUCCGUACUACGUCAGGUACCCCAGUCGAGGUCUCCUGGUUCCUCCUCCCCCCCUCUUCCUGACUGCCGUUCCCCUUCCUGCUCCCCCGGUACAGCCUCCCCCCCCUGGUCCAGCCCCGUCAGGUGUGUCCCAGGCUACCCCUCCUCCUUCGGUAGCCCCUCUGGUACAGCCUCCCUCCCCACAGUCCUCCUCGCAGCGUGCCGCUGGUGCUAGCUCUCGAGAGGUUGGUGCGGCGCCUGUUCCUGUACCGGUUUCUGGUUCUGGGGGUGCUGGAGUUGGAGUUGGCCCUGGAGUUUCUGGUUCUGGGGGUGCUGGAGUUGGAGCUGGGGUUGGAGCUGGAGUUUCUGGUUCUGGAGUUGGAGCUGACCCGGUGGGUGCAGAGGACUCUUGUCGUCCGGGAGCUGGUGCUGGCCGCGCGGACACUGGGGGUACUGCGUCUGGGGGUGAGGGUGCGCCUCCUUCGGGUUCAGCUGGAGUUGGAGAGAGAGAGGAGGGAGUUACAGCGGCUGGAGGAGCAGCAGCAGCAGCUGGAGCCGCAAGAGCAGCAGCAGCAGCAGCAGCAGCUGGACCCGCAGGAGUAGCAGUCCCAGCAGCAGCCGCGUCCGCAGCAGCAGCAGUCGCAGCCGCAGCAGCAGCAGCCACUUCCUCCUCCUGUCUCGGUUCUCCGCCUUUGUCCUCUCCUCCUCCGUCUCGUUCUUGGUCUACUCGUCGCUCCCCUCGUGCUCGUCCCUCGUCUCCUGUUCCCUUCACUGAACUUCGUACUGCCUUCCUUCUUUCUAGUCCACCUCGUCCGUCUCAGUCUGUGCUUCCGUCUCCUCCUGAGUCGGCCCUCACUGUGUCGCUCCCUACUCCUGUCACUGACUACUACCGCACGUACCGUCCUGUUCUCUCUCGUGUUCUCGCCUCUCUUGUUACUCACCCUCGUGCCUCUGUGUCCUCUGUGUCCGCUCUUACUGCCGCAGUUACUGACUUUGCCUCUACCCGCCGCCUUGACUACGCCACCACGCUUGUGGCUGCUCCUCCUACCAGUCCUCUGGCCGUCGGGGGUGUGUCUGCCCUUGGCUGUGACGCCCUAGAGGACAGGCAGUUUGAGCUAGAGUUCCUGGCGGCCGCUUCCCCUCAUCUCUGUGCCAUGCUCCUCGCCCCUGAGGGUGACCCCGACGCCCUUCACAUUCCGACUCCUCGCACUUACGCUGAGGCAGUAUCCACAGGCACCUACGUCGAUGAGGUUCCCCCCCCUGGGGCGAACGUAGUCGACGGCAUGUGGAUCUACAGGGUGAAGCGGCCACCGGGAUCUCCCCCGGUCUUCAAGGCGCGCUACGUGGCUAGAGGUUUCAGUCAGCGCGAGGGAGUUGACUUCUUUCAGACCUUCGCACCUACCCCGAAGAUGACCACUCUUCGGGUGUUACUACACGUAGCAGCACAGAGAGACUACGAGUUACACUCUCUCGACUUCUCCACUGCUUUCCUUCAGGGCAGCCUACACGAGGAGGUCUGGUUACGUCGUCCCUCGGCCUUCACUGGCACUUUCCCUCCUGGGACCCAGUGGAGGCUGAGGCGACCUGUUUACGGUCUUCGCCAGGCCCCUCGUGAGUGGCACGACACUCUGCGUUCUACCCUCUCUGACCUUGGGUUCCAGCCGUCUUCUGCCGACCCGUCGCUGUUCGUUCGUCGUGGCUCCACACCGUUCUUUGUCCUGGUCUACGUCGACGACCUCGUUUUCGCCACUCCGGACAGGGUUGCUUUGGCAGACGUGAAGUCCGAACUGCAGAAGAGACACACGUGCACUGAUCUUGGUGAGCUGCGCCACUACCUUGGCCUGCAGAUCACCAGGGACAGAGCCGCUCGCACCAUUACACUCUCACAGUCACACAUGGUGCAGCAGGUCCUUCAGCGGUUCGGGCUUCAGCACUCCACCGUACAGCGCACACCUCUAGCUGUUGACCACAGACUCACUGGUCCCUUUCCUGACGAGCCGUUUGAGCCUAGUGGUCCCUACGCAGAGCUUGUGGGUUGCCUCAUGUACCUGAUGACUUGUACUCGCCCGGACCUCGCCUUCCCUCUCAGCAUCCUUGCGCGCUUUGUUGCGCCAGGGAGACACCGUCCUGUUCACUGGACGGCAGCUGUGAGGGUGGCGAAGUACCUAGCGACUACAUCAGGCGUGGGGCUAGUUCUUGGAGGGCAGCAGUCUGUCGUACUCACUGGUCACUGUGACUCCUCCUACGCUGACGACGCUGAGACUCAGAGGUCUACUCAGGGGUACUGUUUCAGUCUGGGUUCUGGAGCUGUUUCCUGGCGUUCCACGCGCUCCUCUUCUGUCUCGACCUCUACAGCUGAGGCUGAGAUUUACGCUGGUGCCAUGGCGGCACAGGAGUUGCGGUGGUUGACCUUCUUGCUCGCCGACCUUGGUGAGCGGCCGAGCUCUGCACCGACCUUGUUUACUGACAACAAGGCGUCGAUCCUCCUCUGUCGUGAGCCGCGACUGGAGAGCAGAGUGAAGCACAUUCACGUCAGGUACUUUCUUCUGCGAGAGUUGCAGAGGCGUGGACAGGCUCGCUUCGAGUUUGUAGAGUCCGAGGCCAACACUGCAGACAUCUUCACCAAGGCGCUUCCGCUUUGUGACCACCAGAGGUGUUGUGUGCAGUUAGGCCUUGUUGACACAGGUUCUAGUCAUGCGUAG
Molecule: messenger RNA, 5313 nt
Organism: Closterium sp. NIES-65
Lineage: Eukaryota; Viridiplantae; Streptophyta; Zygnematophyceae; Desmidiales; Closteriaceae
Source: the annotation of a GenBank genome assembly